AUGUCAACCGACAUCAACUACAACGACCCCCUAUCAGGAAAUAACAUCGAUAACUUGAUAGACCAAACCCUUUACUCCAAAGGCAUACAGACCACUCUUCGUCAUGAGACACCGCUGGUAUUCUACUCCUCACCAUUGUCCUGCCCCAUAUUGAACUCUACCCCAUCACCACAAGCUGACAUAGCGACGCAGAUGAAGGUAUAUGGCAUCAGAUUCGACUUUACUCACCCAGAGGCCGAUCGCGACUACAUCGACAGCCCAUAUCAGUCACUCUUCAUAGCUGUCAAAGCAGCCUUGGCACUUGCUAAUACGGAUGCCUUCACUCAAGUAUUCUGCCUAUGUGGAAUCCAUGAGGAACAUUGCAAAGGCCCGUUUCCCCCAAUCGAAAUGGUCAUGUUGGAGAAUCGCUCGUCGGUCUACCAUUUUCAUGCCCAUGGGAACCUCUCCCAGCGAUUAGUUAUUGUUCCGGAGAUACUCUUGGACGGAGUGUUUGCAGAAUCAAAUGACGUUGAUACACAGAGACAGCAGAGUCUUGAAUGA
This is a messenger RNA of Aspergillus tubingensis, 540 nucleotides long. RefSeq lists its product as uncharacterized. The transcript has a single exon. The coding region runs from base 1 to 540 and encodes 179 amino acids. Lineage: Eukaryota; Fungi; Ascomycota; Eurotiomycetes; Eurotiales; Aspergillaceae. The record is from RefSeq and is a predicted model, not a curated record.